AUGGACACGGACGCCGCACCAGUCUCCGGCACGCCACAGUCCUCUCCUUCGUCGCCGCUUGCGCUCCAACUCGGGUUUGUUCUCGCUGCGGCACUCUGGGCCUUUGCCGACACCUCGUCCAUGUCGUCGUUCGUCUCGUCGACGCUGACAACCCUGGCGACGCUGACGGCCGUCGCCCUCGGCUCGCUGUACCUGUUCCAGGACUCGCUCUUGUACUUUCCGCAGGUUCCCGACGGUGCCCGCGAGCAGGUCAUGGCACCCGCUGCCCUGGGCAUGCCCGGCGAGGACGUCGUCCUGCCCACUCCCGACGGCGCCUCGCUCGCCGCCAUCUUCUGCCCGCAGGCCGACGAUGCCGCCGCCGCCGCCGCCCACACCAUCCUGUUUUUCCACGGCAACGCCGGCAACGCUGGCCACCGCCUACCAAACGCCUACCACCUGCACAACCUCGGCUUUAACGUCCUCCUCGCCGAGUACCGCGGAUACGGCCGCUCCACAGGCCGUCCGUCGCAGGCCGCCCUCGAAGCCGACGCCGGCCUCCCGCUCGACUGGCUCCUCGCCCAGGGCCACCGCAUCGAUACCUCUCGCAUCAUUGUCUUUGGCCGCUCGCUUGGCGGCGCUGUCGCCAUCGCUCUCGCUGCGCAGCGCCAGGACGACAUCGCCGCGCUCGUUCUGGAGAACACCUUUGUCUCCGUCGUCGACAUGAUCGACGUCGUCAUGCCUAUCUUCUCACCCUUUAAGCCGCUCUGCUCUAAUCCCUGGCGCUCGGCCGAUCACAUGCCCUCGCUCACUCUCCCUAUCCUCUUCCUCUCGGGCCUCCGUGACGAGCUGGUCCCGGCCGACCACAUGGCCCGCCUCUACGACCUCGCUCCUCUCCCGGCACGCAAGCGCAUCGUCACCUUUGCCAACGGCACCCACAACGAAACUUGGCUCGAACCCGGCUACUUUGACGCCCUUGCCGCCUUUAUCCGCUCAGAUCUUCCAACCAUCCGUGCCGCCAUGGCCGACUCCCCCGAGCAAUCACAAUGAGCCGUGCCAA
Messenger RNA from Thecamonas trahens ATCC 50062, 1036 nucleotides. RefSeq names its product BEM46 family protein. The record is from RefSeq and is a predicted model, not a curated record. The transcript has a single exon. Lineage: Eukaryota; Apusomonadida; Apusomonadidae. Bases 1 to 1026 code for a protein of 341 amino acids. Gene Ontology annotation, cellular component: membrane. Gene Ontology annotation, molecular function: palmitoyl-(protein) hydrolase activity.